This is a messenger RNA of Hemiscyllium ocellatum (epaulette shark), 1923 nucleotides long. Its product is annotated as leucine-rich repeat-containing protein 15-like. Bases 1 to 1923 code for a protein of 640 amino acids. Lineage: Eukaryota; Metazoa; Chordata; Chondrichthyes; Orectolobiformes; Hemiscylliidae. The transcript has a single exon. The record is from RefSeq and is a predicted model, not a curated record. Gene Ontology annotation, cellular component: extracellular matrix. Gene Ontology annotation, molecular function: protein binding.
AUGGCUACAGUACUAUUAUUAUAUCUCUUCAUAAGUUUGCAAGUGAUCAGUCAAUACUUUGGCUGUCCUGAGGAAUGUGAUUGCUCCACUUUUAAAGCUACCUGUGGAAAACGAAGAGGAAAGAUACUCACAAAAGUACCUGGGCCUUUACCAGCAAAUGUAUCGUCACUGUUCUUGGUAAACACACAGAUUGCCAAGCUAGAAGACAACAGUUUUACAGGGCAAAAAGCUUUGAAGCAACUUGUGUUGAAUGGUAGCCUCCUGACAGAUGUUUCGGAAGGAGCUUUCAAACACCUACACAAUCUUGAAUCACUAAUGGUGGCAAACAGUUUACUGGAGGUAUUGCCUCUUGGAGUUCUGGACACAUUGGGUAAUCUUAAACAACUUUAUUUAAUUAAGAGUAAUCUGGCCAAAGUAGAUCCGGGUCUAUUUGAUUAUCUUAACAACCUAGAAGAACUUUAUUUAUAUCGAAAUAAAUUAGAAGCUCUUCCCAAUGGCAUUUUUGACAAUCUUGGAUAUCUUACUAAAUUGCAUUUAGGGGGGAACCAAAUUAGUGUUCUUCCAGCAAACAUUUUUGACAAACUAAGAAAUCUUCAAAUUCUCAGACUAUAUGAAAAUAAACUUAAUUACAUUCCUUCAGGCCUCUUUGAUAAACUAUUAAAUCUCACUGAACUUUUACUUCACUUUAAUUAUAUUGGAAAUCUUUCUAGUGAUACCUUUUCUCAGUUGCAGAAUCUGAACAGAUUAAUUAUUGCCAAAAAUAGAAUAGUUGAAGUGCAACCAACAAUUUUUCAUAACUUGCUCAAUCUUCGUGUAUUAUCAAUGUAUUCUAAUAAAUUGGUGCAACUUCCAGACAGCAUAUUUGGUAAGAUGAAGAAAUUGGAGAAAUUGUAUUUACAUGAUAAUCAGCUUAUCACUCUUCCAGAUAAUAUCUUUUGCAAUUUGACUAACUUAAAAUUGUUGUACUUGCACCAAAACAAACUUGCCAACUUUUCAAUGCAUACAUUUAAUGGCAUUAAUGACCUUCAAGAGCUCAUGCUCCAUAACAACCAGCUUACUUUUUUAAGUGACAAUGUAUUUAGUAACCUUCAGAAACUGAAAUACCUCUCACUCUCUUCUAACAAACUUUACUGCCUUUCUGGAAACAUUUUUAACAACCUGACUCAGCUGACCACCAUGCAGUUAGAUAAUAACAGGUUGCAAAAUAUCCCACAAGGACUGUUUGAUUUCUUACCAAAUAUAAAGGAAGUUCGCUUGUACGAUAAUAUUUGGAACUGUGAUUGUUGGAUUUUGUAUUUGAAAAAUUGGAUUUUGAAAAACAAAAGUAAGGUUGCUCAGCUCAAUGAAUUAAGAUGUAAAACUCCGGUGGAUUUCUAUAAUCAGCUUAUUCUAACAUUGAAUGAAAGCCAGUUGAGCUGUAAUUUUUCACUGACAAAUGUUACAUCAAAAAUGGAUGUUUACCUUCAAACAAGCAAGACUUCAACAAAACAGCUUGGUUUUAUGUGCACUGUACAAUCAAAAUCAUUGCAAACAGGAGCUGUGACAUUUGCAUCCAUUCAGAAAGCUACAGAUUCUACCACAGUCACCAGGGAAGAUAGCUCUAUAAAGACAAUGAGCUUUACCGCAGUAUAUGGUCUUUCUUCAGCUGUGGUAAUUAACAGCAACUCAACAAAAAUAACAAUAUUCCAUAUUGAGAAAAUGGAGAAGAUCAAGAAUCUGGGAUCUGCAAGAAUCCCAUGUAAAAUAAUUUUGCUUUUGUAUAUUGUUGCUGGUGCUAUGCAAUUAUGCUUUAUACUUAUAACUUUAUAUGUUGUGUUUGCUGUUAGAAAAAUGCUGCUUUAUCAGAUUAGCACAUUCACUGUACCUGUUGUUCUUUUGAGGCUUCCCAAAUGCCACAGGACAGAAUUACUUAGGUAUGAAUGA